AUCAAGAUGAGAAAUUGCUUUAGGAAAUGAGUUGCUAUCCUUACCCUUUUAUUCAUUUUAUCGUGUGCUUACGCACUGAAAUCCAGUAAUAUUUUACAAGAUAAUGUGAUAACUACUCAAGAAGGCUCGAAUAAGAAUGGUUCCGAUAAAGCCUCGAAAAAGAUAAAGCCUGGAAUCAUUCGCACUCCUGGUGCGAAUAAGCAAGGGAAUUUUACUUUCUGGGACUACUCUAAAAAUCUUCAGUGGGAGAAGAUGAAGACAGCAGUUCAUUCAAGAAAAGAGGUCAUUCUCUACUCCAGUUCUAUAGUGAUUUUCACUAUCUUUGUAGUUUUAUUCAUCAAGGCUAUAAAGUCCAAGUACGACAAUUCCCAGUUUAAUGACAAGAAUCUAUUUGAUGCUAAAAGUAUGUUUAAAAAGAAGGCGAGGUCUUCAUACGAGAAGAAAGGCCAAGGAGAUAACGGUCUCAACACCAUCCUUGAGGAUGCAAAUGAGUCUUACGACGUUGAGAAUUUCAAUAAGCGAGAAACUUGUAAAACUAUCUAUGAGGAUAGAUAUAGCGAUACUUACGGACAAUUUUCAAAUCAGCGAAAGAGCAGCAAAUUAGGUGAAAACUUCCUAGAGGGCUACAGAAAUGUGAAAGAAGGCAAGAUAAGUGAAGAGCCUGAUGUCAGCACUUUCUCCACGGAUAGAUCUGAAGAUUACCCUCUCCCACAUAGAAAUUUUAUGAAAAAUAAAUUUGAGAAGGAUGAACUAGAAAAAGCAGCAUACUUGAAGGAGAAGGAAAACGCUAUUUUUGGAAUGGCAAGUGGACAAAGUGAUUAUGAUUCCAAGCAAGGCAUUCAAGACCAGAUUAAGACCCAAAUUAAGUUUAAUUUCUCGGAAUCCGAAUCUGAAUUCGAUGAUCUUUCUGAAAAUCCUAGGCAGGAAGAUCUUAAUAAUAUCAAUGGACGUGAGACAAUAGACCUCAAUGGCCCUUUGUAUGACCCAGCUACAUUCAAAAAGAAAGUAAAAGGAUGUAUGUCUGAGUUUAGUCAAGCAGAAAGUGAAGCUAAUGACAUGAAUAAGUUACUCCACAAUAUGGAAGCCAAUUCAUUAAAAGACGUCGAGGAUGACGUAGUGUCUAACUCAUCAGAUUCAAGAGUCAAUCAAGGAGCGAUGCUAAGGUCUAGGCACCAAAAUAGGGACAUGGAAGACAUAUUCUUUUAAUUCCCACAUAAACUUAUUUUCCAUUAA
Messenger RNA from Moneuplotes crassus, 1233 nucleotides. Lineage: Eukaryota; Ciliophora; Spirotrichea; Euplotida; Euplotidae. The record is from the annotation of a GenBank genome assembly.